AUGGCGGAUACGUGUGACUCAAGGCCCGUGUUCUUUGUCCUCAUUGUGGGCUGCGGUCUUAGUGGACUGGCUUCCGCACUGGCUCUUGCUCAAGCUGGUCACCGUGUGAUAGUUUUUGAGCGUAGUGUUCAACUACAAGAAAUCGGUGCUGGAAUACAGUUAUCCCCCAAUGCGACGCGUCUCCUUCAACACUGGGGCGUCUUCGAGGAGGUCCUGAAUUAUGCUGACCGACUCGAGGCCGGGACUUUCCGCUCCUAUCGAGGAGAUGUUCUCUCGCAGUCACCGCCUGUAUCUCAUCCAAAUCUGGUUAGCGAGAACCCUUACAUCGUCAUCCAUCGUGCCGACCUCCUGAGAGCCUUGCUGUCGGGAACAAGUAAGCAUGGGAUAGAGAUCAAACUGGGCAGCGAAGUCAAAGAGAUCGAUUUCAACAAACCCUCCCUACGCCUCUCCACUGGCGAGGUCUAUGGAGCAGACCUGAUCCUCGGUGCGGACGGGGAGAGGUCCCGUUGCAGGGGCAGCCUGUUGGGCCGUGAGGACCCUCCUUACAGUCCUGGCGACGUCGUAUACCGGAUCUCUGUCCCUACCAAAGACAUCACAGAAGACUAUCUCGCUUGGGACCUGAAGAGACGAUCCAGCGUCAACUUUUGGAUGGGACCGGGCGGGCACGUGGUCUCGUACCUCAUCCAGGACGAUAUGCUCAACCUCGUUCUGGUAUACGCCGAGGGUGGAGGCGGCAAGGCCGUGUACGGGCCGCAGCGAGCAGACCUAGAAGAGUUUCGGAGCAAGAUCUCGGACUGGGACCCGGUACUUCAUGAGCUUAUCAACGUGGAAGGGUCCGUUUGCACCAAGUGGACUUUGUUCCAGAUCCAUGAACCGAUCCAAUGGCGCCAUGAGAAUGGACGAUUCGUAUUGAUUGGUGAUGCUGCUCACGCGAUAUUGCCAUGCCUAGCACAGGGUGCCGCACAGGCCUUCGAGGAUGCAGGCGUCCUAGGAGCGAUAUUCAGCCAGUCGGUGGGGCGUGAUCAAAUCCCCGAUGCUCUUCGGGUAUUCGAGGAGGUUCGCAAACCACGAACUUCGGAUGUCCGACAUCGCACAUUGGACCAGAAGGCCAUGUUUGCCCUUGCCGAUGGUCCGGACCAGGAGGAACGCGAUGCAAACCUUCGUGCGGGUGCGGACUAUGGGCUGUUCCAGUGGCUAUGGGGGUAUGAUGCCGCCGAAAGUGGUCGAGAGGCGUGGAAACGGGGUUCAACCGAGACCAAUGAAAACAGAAUCAAACCCCGCCAUGGUAUCUGA
Messenger RNA from Letharia columbiana, 1293 nucleotides. RefSeq lists its product as uncharacterized. Gene Ontology annotation, molecular function: monooxygenase activity; FAD binding. NCBI's taxonomy places the organism in Eukaryota, Fungi, Ascomycota, Lecanoromycetes, Lecanorales, Parmeliaceae. The coding region runs from base 1 to 1293 and encodes 430 amino acids. The transcript is spliced from 3 exons. Gene Ontology annotation, biological process: secondary metabolite biosynthetic process. The record is from RefSeq and is a predicted model, not a curated record.